Musa acuminata subsp. malaccensis (wild Malaysian banana) is the source of this 1101-nucleotide messenger RNA. Its product is annotated as transcription repressor OFP13-like. The record is from RefSeq and is a predicted model, not a curated record. Lineage: Eukaryota; Viridiplantae; Streptophyta; Magnoliopsida; Zingiberales; Musaceae. Gene Ontology annotation, biological process: negative regulation of DNA-templated transcription.
UCUCCCAUUCUGCCGGUCUUCCUCUCUCUGCAUCCUCACAGGGAAGAGAAGGGUAUAUGGAAAAGCUCAAGUCUUCCUUUAAGUCUCUCCAUGGAGCCAUCACCAACAUGAAGCCUAGUCCAACAUGCAUCCAAGAGCCUAAAACCCAGUCCUUCAGGGAAGCAGACCUCUACUCCAGCUUCUGUCACCUGUACUGCGACUCUGCUACCACCUCACCCUCCUCCUCUGGUCACUCCAAGCCCAACGAGACCAGCUGCGAUCAGCCACCCAUCGAUAUACAUCUCCUGCACCUCGACGAGGAAAACGUCUGCAGCGAAGCCGCUACCAUGUCCUCUUCCUCCUCCUCUUCCUCCCCCCCGCGAACCAUCAGAGUGAACGACGACUCGGAUAACUUUCCGCUGGGGCCGAUAAGCUCCAAGAGAUUCUUCUUCUCCCCGCGAACCACCAAGUCCAUAAUGGAGGAGGCCAAGCCGGAGGCGGGUGUUGUUCGAGAAGUUACGGAGGCGAGGAGACGGAAGGCUUCCUUCUGCGACGGAAGCAUGACGGUGACGAUGGCUUCGCGGGACCCCUACUACGACUUCCGGGCGUCGAUGGAGGAGAUGGUGGUGGCGCACGAGCUCCGCGACUGGCAUUGCCUUCAGGAACUGUUACAUUGCUACGUGAGGCUGAACGAGAAGAAGCACCACAAGAUGAUAGUGCUGGCGUUUGCGGAUUUGCUAAUGCAACUCAUGUCCGGGGACAAGGAGAACCGCCCUGCGGCUCCUCCUCAUCUCGCUUGCUACGACGGUGAGGUGUCCGAUUAGUCACGAGGACUCCGAUUCAACUGUGUUCAUCCGAUGUAACUAUUGUCAUGCACGCCUCUGUGGUUUUCCUUUUGCUGGUGGGAGUGUGUUGAUUCCAAGGGGAAGUGUGAAUCAACGGUGGGUGGCUUUUGCUUCAGGUGACUGACUGCGGAUGGAGGAGAUGAGAGGUGGUGGAUAGGAUUUAGUUGGUAGUUUGGUAGGCUAUAUUUAUGUGCUUGCUGCUGGCUUAAGAAAGCCAUCGCUGCACUUCACCGUCUCUGCUCUGUAUAUUUCUAUUCCCACAGAAAAUGUCAUCAAC